UCCUCUCGGUGCCCCGUCGUGGGCGCGCCAUGGAUCCCGGGUGUUGGAUCGGCGGCGAGUUUGAGGACUCGGUGUUCGAAGAGGGGCCGCAGAGGCGGCCCGGGCCCCCCGCGCCCUACCGCGCCAAGCGCUGCGAGCCGCAGUGGUUUUAUGAAGAAACUGAGAGCAGUGAUGAUGUUGAAGUUCUAACUAUCAAGAAAUUCAAAGGGGACCUGGCCUACAGACGACAGGAGUAUCAGAAAGCACUGCAGGAGUAUUCCAGUAUCUCUGAAAAAUUGUCAUCUACCAAUUUUGCCAUGAAAAGGGAUGUCCAGGAAGGCCAGGCUCGGUGUCUUGCUCACCUGGGAAGACAUAUGGAAGCUCUAGAGAUUGCUGCAAACUUGGAAAAUAAAGCUACCAAUACAGACCAUUUAACCACUGUGCUCUACCUCCAACUUGCUAUUUGUUCAGGUUUGCAGAACUUGGAGAAAACAAUUUUCUGCCUGCAGAAACUGAUUUCUUUGCAUCCUUUUAAUCCUUGGAGCUGGGGCAAAUUGGCAGAGGCUUACCUGAAUCUAGGGCCAGCUCUUUCAGCAUCGAUUGCAUCAUCUCAGAGACAGAACACUUUCACCUCAAGUAAUAAAACUGUCCUGUCCUCCUUUCCACACUCAGGAAAGGACUGUAUUUUGUGUUUCCCUGAAACUGUGCCUGAGAGCUCUGUGCUUUCUGUGGAAGCAAGUGUCAGGAAUGGCCAGAAAACCGAGAAAGCUUUUAAAAACAGUCAGAAUUGUGUGACUGGAAAGGGAGAAGCAGUGUUGAUAGAGACUCAGAUGAAAGCAUGUGCCUCUCUGAUCCGAACCAGACUUUUACUUCAGUUCACCCAAUCGCAACAAACAUCAUUUGCUUUGGAGAAGAACCUAAGGACUCAACAGGAAAUUGAAGAUAAAAUGAAAAGUUUCAGCUUCAAAGAAGACACUUUGCUGUGGAUCGCUGAGGUUAUGGGAGAAGAUAUCGUUCAAGAAAAAAUAAAAGAAGAAGUUCACUCAGAGGUGAAGAACAUUGGCUCUGCAGCUCUGACUGCCUUGGUGACUGCAUCCUCGAAAGAAUUUGAAGACAAAUGGUUCAGAAAGAUCAAAGACCAUUUCUGUCCCUUUGAAAAUCAGUUCCAUACAGAGAUACAGAUCUUGGCUUAGAGGUCCAUUUAAAAACAAAAUCAUCUUGCACAGUAUUAAUUGUCCUUGUUUACUUCAGACAGGAUUGCUGAUCAUGGAAAAAGUGAAUUUAUAAUUAUGUCUUCUUUCCCAGAUUAUUUAUACUGACAGUGCAUUUAGUGUAUUUUGCUCUUUUUAGAUUUCUUGCUUUCCCUUUAUAUUGUAUCGUCGUCCUACUUCCCAUUUGAAGGCAUCUGCUGGGAAAGCAAAUAAAAGAGGCUUUCAUAUCGUA
Marmota flaviventris (yellow-bellied marmot) is the source of this 1422-nucleotide messenger RNA. RefSeq names its product chromosome 15 C8orf76 homolog (gene C15H8orf76). NCBI's taxonomy places the organism in Eukaryota, Metazoa, Chordata, Mammalia, Rodentia, Sciuridae. The record is from RefSeq and is a predicted model, not a curated record. Gene Ontology annotation, molecular function: protein binding.